GCUGGUAAACCUUGCUCUUGCUCUUAUCUACAGUUCCCAGACCAAACCACUCAAGCAUCCUCACUCCCCUAAUCCCUCCUCUCCAUCACCACCAGUUUUCCUCUUGGUCUCCUCUGCUGAUUCACUCAGCCUCCUCUCUCCACCACAUCCCAACCAUGGCCUUAGUUCUGCAGCUGCUACCACUUUUACUGUCAAGGGCCCAGGGGGACUCUGGAGCUUUGCUGACCGGCCACCCAGGGGACCGGGUGAAUCUCUCCUGCUUAGGGAUAUCACGUCCGAUCCGCUGGGCCUGGGCUCCUAGCUUUCCAGCUUGCAAUCGUCUGUCCAAGGGACGCCGCCCGAUCCUGUGGGCCUCUUCGAAUAGGACCCCCACAGUGUCUCCCCACCAGCCCUUUGCGGGACGCCUGCGUGCCCUGGACCCUAGCAUUCGGCGACUGGAACUACUUCUGAGCUCAGGGGACUCAGGCAUCUUUAUUUGUAGAGGACACCUCCAGAAUGAGAGCCAGACUGUGCUCCAUGUGCUCGGGGAUUCUGCUGAGUGCAAGGCUUCCGUGCCUAAGGCAGGGUCCAUGUAUCCCCAGAUCCUAAUCUUGAUGCUGGGCGUAGGUCUGAUGCUGGGACUUGGUGCACUGGGCGUGAUCUUGGGCAUGAUCUGGUAUAUACGAAGGCGCUCGCCCCUGCCCCUGCUUCCACCACGCCCCACAUUUGCUCUGUCCCCCCCAUGUAGUUCCACUCUGGAAAGCCGAGCCCCAGAGACCAGUAAAGGAGGAGCCCAAGAUUCCAGAUGACCCUGACCAGGAGCCGAGCCUGCUCUAUGCAGACCUGGAUCAUAUGGCCCUCAGAAGGCCCUGUCGGCUAGCUCCAGCAGUCCCAACUGAUGCCUCCACAGUCUAUGCAGUUGUGGUGUAAAGGAAAGUCUUCACUUCAAACCUUCCUAGCUGGAUGUGCCUUCCUUUUCUUUGCUUCUUUCAUAGAAAAAGAAGGCAUCAUGGAAUAGAAAUGAGCACAAGUCUGGGAUUCAGAAGACUUGGGUUCCAGGCUAGCUUUGCCAUUGACAUUGCUUUCAGUUACUCCAUUUCCUGUAAAAUUUUCAUGUUUUCUUCACUCCUAGUAUCCUCACUAAAAUGAAUCAAGUCCUGUCUCCCACCACAAGACACCACUAACUUUCAGAUAACUGACCCAUCACUUCCCUUCACAGUCAAAGCUCUUUGAGCCUUCCUUCAGUGCUCUAGGAGCCAGGCUUGAACCUGGGUUGUACUCAUGACAAAGCAAGCACAGUAUCCAAGUGAGCUCUUUCGACAGGUCUUCUUACUUUCUUUCCUUUUUUAUUUUAUUGUUUUUUUUUUUUAAUUAUUUAUUUAUGACAGAAAUGAGAGAACCAAGCACCAUUCUCGCACGUGUGUUGCUGAGAGUUGAACUUAGCACUUCAUGCUUGAGAGUUCAGUGUGACAUCUCUGGGUCUCUUUUUCUUCAUUCCACUGUCACUGCUCGUCUACUGAAACUAUUAAUCUCCCCACACAAUUGCUAGUAACGUCCUAAUGUGCACACCCAGAAGACAUUUUUUUAUUUUUAUUUUUUUGCUGUUGUUUUCCUUCUGGAAUCCUCAUCCUUAUUCCUUAACUCUGCAAUGUUUCCAACCAAUCUAAAUUUAAGCCUUUCUUUGUCUGCCCUCCCCUUAAUUCUUCUGAGUUCUUACCCGGUCAGUCCUCAGUCCUCACCUCCUAAAUGAUACCCAAGACUUUCCCCAGUUCAGACCUUACAUAUGGAUUUCAAAAUUGUUCCUCAAACAUUCCUUCCUGGCUGGCCCUUGGUAUUUUGCAUAGUGUAUCCAGAAUACAACUCAUUGUCAACACCCAUGCUACUCACUUAAUCCUGCUCUACAUUCUCUCUUGAUCAACCCAGUUGCCCAAGUCAGAGCCAGGAGCCUUGUGGCCCUCUUCCCUCUCUCACUCAUACAGUCACUUCAAUCCUAUUCUAUUUUAUUGUCAAGGUCAAACCUACACUGUUUUCACACUUAGGGCUUCCACUUGAAGGCACUUUCCUCAUAUCCACCCUGUGUUGCCCUUAGUUGCACUACAUCUUACUACCCUAACCCAUCUCCUUGAAACUAGAGACCACUUCCCCAAAUAUUUGCCUCUCCUGACAGUUUGUAUUUUAGAAUUGCAGUAUUUUUUCUCUCCAUAACUUAGAGAUUUGAAUCCUUGAACUUUGGUUGAAGUGACAUAGCUCUUUGCUGCUCUUCAAGCUUACCUCUUGCCACCCUACAGCAUGCUAACCUUAGGGAAAAGUCUUCAAAGCCCCAAAUAUGCCUUUGUUGAGUGCAAUCAGUUCUUUCUGGAUUACCCAUUUCUCAUCUCCUUUUAUCUGCUGUGCCAAUUCUUAUUUAUCCUCAGUUCUUUCUUUGCCCACACUUGCAUACACCUUGAUACCCUAAGAUUACCCUUUAUUUCUCUCACAAUAGUGUCUUAUGAAUUGUUCCAUCACAAUCUGUAUUUCAAUGUGUAAACAAUUCUUAUGUACUGUGAGUACUCUUGAUUAUCAGGCAAUUGAACUUUUUUAUAUUAUUGCUAAGCCUCAGUAAAUGAAAGUGAAUGUUC
Messenger RNA from Erinaceus europaeus (western European hedgehog), 2597 nucleotides. It is a transcript of the gene MPIG6B, whose product is annotated as megakaryocyte and platelet inhibitory receptor G6b. Lineage: Eukaryota; Metazoa; Chordata; Mammalia; Eulipotyphla; Erinaceidae. Gene Ontology annotation, cellular component: plasma membrane. Bases 156 to 788 code for a protein of 210 amino acids. The transcript is spliced from 6 exons. Gene Ontology annotation, biological process: integrin-mediated signaling pathway; megakaryocyte development; blood coagulation. The record is from RefSeq and is a predicted model, not a curated record.